GGGCCGUCCAUCACUGUAUCAUCAUCACUCCCUACUGUGCCGCGCGUAUGUGUGUGGUGGACUCCCCUUCACACAUUAUUAAUCUCUCCUCUCGCAUACUCUCUCUGUUAUAACACCCGUCUUACAUCUCACGACUUACUGUUGUUGUCCUUUUCAUUCAGCACGGCAGUACGUCAGUACUGUCUUUCAUAUUCUUGCGCAACCCUUCGGACUGAUCUCCUUUUGUUCUACACACUCACGAAUUUCCUCUUGUAUUUCCACUUCUCUCUGGGAUAUCUCGACCCAAGUCUCAAAAUGUCGGGCGUUCAGGGACAGGUUCUCAGCCACAUCGUCCGUCGCGGCGUUCAGCACGUCGUCUCGUCGGAUGCCUACCAGCGUCUUCAGCAAGAUGCUGAAGUCUACGAGGAUGCCGGUUCAGACGCCAAAGUUAGCCCUCUGGAGUUGAUUCCAGUCCUCGUUACCAUCUUGGUCUUGGUCUUGAUCACAUCUUCCAUUCAGUACACCGUCGGAAGCGUCGUGGCCUCGUUGACCAUGAUCGAAUCUCCUGCCACUACUGUCGCCGCCGAGGUCUCGCUUCCUGCCUACUCCGAUGAGCCAGAUGCACCGCUCAUCAAGGAUGACCUUCUCCCAUCGGAAGCUGUCGCCGACAUCGAGGUUGCUCGCAUGCAGCAGACCCCGGUCACUGCUUCGGUGAGAUCGACUAUCCGACUCCUCCGUACUAAGGCUGGCUUCUGGUCGCGCUGGAGAGGUCUCCGCGUGAGCAUCGUCUACCACGCACUCCACAGCUAUGGUGUCAACGCCUCGAUGCGCUGGUUCGGAAUGAAUCCCAUUACACACGCCAUUGCCCUCAUCUUCUUCACCGUCGGCUUCUCGCUUCUGCACAUGACUUGGACUCACACCAUGAUUUCUAUGCCAUCUCAGAAGCCAUUCUGGCGACGCAUCGUCUCUUACAAAAAUGCUCGACCGAUCAUCCUGCCCAACGUGGUCUUGGCCGCCGCUCAACUGGCGACUUACUACCUGCCCUUCGCUGUCGCCACCCUCGUCGAUCUCCCCGACUUGAGCCGUCACCGCGCCGCCGACGUUAUCGGAGGUGAAGACGUCCACUCGAUCGCGGCGGCCAUCCUUCGUAUGCGCUUCAUCGCCGUCCCUGCCACCUUCGUACUCGUUGCCUUCUGCGUCCUCCUACCCGCCACCGUCACCCUGACCCGCAUUGAAGCUCUCCUCCUCCCCGAGGGUGAGGACACCAUCGUGCCGUUCGACCGCCAGGCCAUCCUCGCAGACGUGGACAUGACCAAGCGCGGCCAUGGACGCGCUCUGUUCGUCGCUGCAUGGCGCUCCUUUGACGCUGCGGCUCGCAUGAGACUCAUCAAGGUCUACGCCAAGAUGGCCGCCAUGCAACUUGCUGUCGUCGCCAUCGGUGGGUUCGUCAUCUUCCUGCAGUUGUACUUUAUCGGUUUCGACAGGCUUGCAUUGGUGGCGACGAGCGGCAUCGCCCAGUUGCAGCUCAUGUCGAUCGAGAACUAAAUGCUGCUUUUAACGAUGACUCCAGAGUGUCAAGAAGCGAAACCUCUCUUGGGUUUUCGUACAUGGGGUGAACGGUCCGAAAGGGAUUCUUCUGACCGCUCAUGCUUGCGUGUAAUUGGAGUUUUUGCGCCUUUUGCUUCCUGAUGCUAUGUAAUUUUAGAGGCC
This is a messenger RNA of Dissoconium aciculare CBS 342.82, 1689 nucleotides long. RefSeq lists its product as uncharacterized. The transcript has a single exon. Lineage: Eukaryota; Fungi; Ascomycota; Dothideomycetes; Mycosphaerellales; Dissoconiaceae. The record is from RefSeq and is a predicted model, not a curated record. Bases 295 to 1524 code for a protein of 409 amino acids.